UUGUGUGACUGGUGUCGGCGUGAUGGCGUGGUGGUGUUUGCUUUGCGUGCUGUGUCAAGGUUGCAGUGAUCCAACGUGGCAUACGGAAACAUUGCGUCAAGUGUCUAAUGGCGCUGACAGUGCCCGCGCAGACUGCGCUGGGGAAUGCCGGCAAGCGGGUGCCGAGAGGCCUAGGAUUUGUCACCUUCUGAUGUGCUCUCUACUGACGCCAAAAAUGUCCUGCAGAGGCCUGCGCAGUGGUUGCAUUGUGAUUCUGAACAUCGUCUCAUUUGACAAUUUCACAAGUGCUGACACAGGUGCUGCGCUGUACUGACAUGCGCAGAACUCAACAAUGGCGAGAUCAUUCGUCAGGUUUCUGCUGCUUUGUCGGACGAUGACUCCGAGUCAGAAGAUGAUGCACCAUGUGCUACGCUGCCAUCGCAUACGGACGUGUACAAGCAGUGACUGUGCUUUCAGCCGCCUAUAGUGACCGUACAACCCUCUCCGAGAUUUAGACUUAUCUGAUUGCGUGUAAACGGAACAGCCUGCAACGGCGCAUUCACGAUUUCUUCAAGCCUACUGCUGAACCCGAAUAAGUGUGUGGAAAUAAAGGAUUUCUUCUUUUUUUUUUAGUCUGCUUUUUCGGACACCUGUUUAUUCGGACAUUUCUGCAGUCCCCGUGAGGUCCAAAUACACGGUCUGUGACUGUAUACCACACUCUUGCAUGUGGAACUUGGUUUUUAAAACUUCUCACUUUUUGUUGUUUUUGCAGGCUUCACGUGUCGCAAAUUUCCUGGUACCAACAUGCAUUAUGUAAAGAACACCCUGGCCUUGCUUCUCGCGUGAGAUCUAAAGCCUCCAAAGAGCCCAAGUUGGACACCUCAUGCCAAAACACAAGUGCUGUGCUUUUGUAACUCUCGACAUAUUUAUGUUCAUUUAUGUUUGUUGCAUUAGUCUCCUGAAGAGCCCAAUUCGAAUUUCCCAAACGAGCAUACAGAUGUUGUGCCUUUGUAAGCCUUGACAUUGUUAUCUCAAUUUUAUGCUAUGUUGGUCUCCUGAAAAACCCCCGCUGGGUGGCUCAAACCAGCAUAAAUGUGUUCUACUUUAUGAUACUUUACUACAUUCUGAUGUCAAUUUUUUAUAUAGUUUCCUUACUAUUUCAUUUUAAGUAUCUUUAGUCAUUUCAUGUCAAACCACCCAGUUUUGUUGUGAGCUGUUCCAUUAUGGCACACCAUUUCAAGUUUGCUUGAUAUGCCAAAGUAGGUACAAUGAGAAAUUUUUAGAAAAAUUUGAUUUCUUACGUACACCUGGGUUAUUCCACAUUAAAUCAACCAGCUUUUUUUUUUUUACCAUCACAAAUAUAGUUCGUAAGCAACUUAUACGAAAAAGAAAACUAAGAACCGGAAACUAUCUCUUGACAAGACCACCUCGUCGCUGCAGUACACAAGCCCCCAAGCUGCGCCCCUCACACCCCAUGCAGCCAGAGCACCCGUUUCAAGACUCCCUAAAUGGCAGGGUUGGUGAACCGCCUGCCCUCGACAGCAGUACUACACAUCCUCCCAGCACAGUCUAAACACAAUAGAGAGUUUUAGAACUGGCGGCUCAAGCGGCUUGGAGACCCAAGAAAAUUGCGGGCCGCCAGUGCGCAUGCGCAGAACCCAAGCCAGUCUUGGGUUCUUGCGUUCGCGUUAACCCAAGACCCAAAAAUCGAAAACUAGCGUGGGCCCCCAAGCCGUCUUGGGCCACCCUCGCAGGUGACGAGAUAUAGCGAGAUAGCCAGGAGAGCCGAACGAGCCGCAGCCACUUAAAGCCGUUGUCUCUCAGGCGCCAAGCAUGACUGCUCUGAGAACUUUGCAUCCGUGCUCGCAGUUUACUGCAGACGAUGAUCUCUGCAUAUUGCGAGAAGUACUCGGAACGAAUCCCUUUCAAGACGUCAGGCUGUGGCCACAGGUUGCGAAAAAUGUUGUAGAGGCAACAAGCAAGACGUUUUCGCUGCGAUCAAUACGCAACCACUGCGAGUUGCUUAUGGCACAGUUUUUGCACAAGGAUACUGCAAAUCUGAAAAAGUCGGGAACCGAGGAACAGUAUGCUGAAAAAGAGCAGCUUCUCACAGAAAUUUUAGCUCUUGCAAAGGAAUUUGGGUAUGUCAUCAGAGGAGUCACCUUGAGAAAUGUAGUUGCUCAAAUGCAGCCCGACAUAAAACCAGCGACUCCAACUGACCGCAGAGCUGCAAAUUUUGAGCGAUUGGUUGCAGCUCAAACAUGGGAUACAGCAGCAGCAGCAGCAGCAGCUCAUUAUGCUCAACGAAAGCUGCGGUUUGAACAGUCAACUAGAGAGAGAGAUGUUGCACUAGAAGAGCGGCACCUGGAGCUUGAAGAAAAGAAACUGUUACACGAGCAGGUGAAACUACAGCAACAUAUUGCUGAAUGGAAAGCCCAAGUGGAAGAUCGCGCUGAAGAAAGGAGGCUUCAAAGAGAAGAACGUACUGCAGUACACAGGGAACACAAAGCAGAGAGAAAUAUGUUUAUGGCACAACAAAACGCUCUGCUUGAUGUUUUGAAGGUAGUUUUGGCUAAUAAAGGAAAUUAAAUGUUUUGGUUAUUCACACAAAAGAUGUGUAUUUGUGAACAUUGUACAUUUGGAAAGCUUCCUGCUCCAGCAACUUAAUCGCAUUUUGGUUACACUACAGCUUCAAACUGUGUAGUCUACAUGAGCCAAAGUUCAUUUAUUGCUUCAAUAGGACAAAUAAAUAAUAUUCAUACUAGCUUUUCUCUCUCACCUGUUACGUAACACAAGGUAUUCUUUCAGAGAAGGAGGACGAAGGUGAAAGAACAUUGCCACUUAGUUGCCAUAAAGGCAAGUGUGGCAGUUGGUUAUCCUGCGACGGCUACAGUCGCUAACCUAAUUGCAAUAAUGUAAGUUUUUUAACCUUAAUGCAACAGCAUGUACGUACCUGGGAAAACAGAGCGAUGUUGGCGAGGUUCAGCCAACGAUGAUUUGUCAAGGACAGGAGGUGAUCGAAGGUCGUCUCAAUGUGGCCGAAGAUGGAGGCAACUAUGCUGGACAUCACAGAGGUAUGUCAUCCGAAAACGCCUUCUAAAUCACACCACCUAUUAGGAUAUGCGAGUUGCCGGAGGGCAAUCAGGAGAGCUUCUUUACCGGAUACUUGUACUCCCUGAAAGCUGUCAUUCGUAUCGGGAAUUAAGAGAGCAGAUGACAAUUCAUCCAUAUUUG
Molecule: messenger RNA, 3213 nt
Organism: Dermacentor andersoni
Lineage: Eukaryota; Metazoa; Arthropoda; Arachnida; Ixodida; Ixodidae
Source: RefSeq, a predicted model, not a curated record